UCUGCGGGGCUGCUGCUGCCGUUGCCGGGACGCGACGGGCAGGGCAGGGCAGGGCGGCAGCGGCGCGCUCGGGCCCCGGACCCCCGCUGAAGAAGGCGCUGGGAGGCAGCCCGUAGAGAGUGGCGCGAAGUGAACCAGUUUUGCAGGAUGAGCGCUGUGACUGAAGAAGUUAAGCCAGAAGAUGGCAAACUGGAAUCUGAAAAGAAAAUCUUCUACUGUGAAAUUUGUCAAGUGCCAUGUAUGAGUUCUAUAAGUCUUCAGUCACACUAUCGUGGUGCAAAGCAUAGAAAGAAAGAGAAAGCCUUGAGAGCCAAGACUGUCUGUUGUCCUCCAGUUCCAGUCCAAACUCCGAUGAAGUAUGAAACACACAGACCAGUGAAAAGAGGACUCACAAAGGAUAUAACCUGUCUGAAGGAUUUUAUGAGUGAUCCCAAAAGAGAAGAACCUCUAGUUGGUUUAGAACAUGUGGUUGAAAUUAGAUUUGAAGGAAGGAAAGAGCCACAUUAUGAGUGCAAAUUGUGUGGGUUUAAUACAGAGAUGGCACCUAUGAUAGAACACCUUAGUGGAUAUAAACACAGAAGAGCAUACAUCUCUAAAGAAUUUCCAGAGAAAAUGAAGAGAAAGGCAACAGAUGUAAAAGAAUGCAAAGUCUCAUUUCUCAAACGGAUAGCAGGAGAGCUAGAGAAGACUGAAGGAUUAAAAAUGUAUAAGGUUGAAGGUUACGUAAGACCAAGCACCUCACCCCCAUCAAAGAAGAAAGCAAGGUGGGAAGAUGGUUAUAAGCAUGAGAACGAUCCUGUUCGGAAACAGAAAGCUCUGGAGUUCUUGGAGACUUUUCACAUCACCUCAGACUCAGAAGCAACACUUGUUGUUCAUAUUACACAGGAACUCACAGAAGCUUUGAAGGCCUUCUGUGAAAAGAAAGCAGCAGUUAAUUAUGCUAACAGUCUAAGGCCACUAAUGUCAAGAUCUCAAGAUGCAUUUCCAGGAAGCAAAAGCAUCCCAAAACACUAUAAGCCAUAUGGAAAAUCCAAAGGAAAUUCUGACUGGAAUAAAGGCUUUUUGUCUCACUAUGAAGAAUGUUCUACAGAUGCUUCUUUUGCUCCUACUAACUCAUACAGUUAUCAAACAGAUGAUGGGUCAUCUUAUGGACUAAAAUCGAAGCAUUUUGCAGUGAUAUCUGCACUCAGGGACUCUUUUGCUCUUCAGACUGGAAGUGCUGCCAGUGAUGUCGGUGAAUGGCUGAGACAGUUGAGACGACCUGCUUCUGGCAGUAAUAAUUCAGCUGGUCACACUUCUUCCUAUAAGACAAGUCCAGAGAGUAAGUACACGGCAGAAUAUUUGUCCAACGAUGUGCAAGGAAGUAAGAUCCCUGAUCACAGAGUCUCAUAUGGCAGGGAAGGUACAAAUUGGAGGAAUCAACAAAUGUGUGCGAGAUCCAGGAGUGUAAGUGAUCAAGGAUUACCCUAUCCCAAUUCUUCUGCCUCAUAUCCUUCAUCUGGAAGGUACUCCACAAACUCUCCUUUGCAAAACUAUUCCUCUUACAGGAACGAUGAGCCUGUGAAUACUUGUCUGUCUUCUGCAAAUUCUACUGUUUCAGGAAUAGGUGGUUCCAGGUGGCACCGGGAUUCCAGGUGGCACCAGAACUCCAGGUGGCAUGAGGACUCCAGCUGGAACCACAGCUCUAGCUGGAACCAGGAGUCUGUCUGGAACAAGGAGUCUAGCUGGAACUGUGAAUCUAGGUCUCAAGGAUCCAGGCAUCAGAAGUCAGGCUACAAGAGUGACUGGAGUUCACAUCAGAUUUCUGGCAGUGGUUCUUACAGAGAUUACCAGCAAUUCAGAAGCUCAGAUAAGAUGUUUGAUGAAGAUGCUGUUGGUCUUAAUCCCAAUGUAUUGAACAGACUACAAGGAAAGGAUAUACCUACAAUGACCAGGAUGCUCAAACAACUGGCUCCAUAUUAUCCAGCACUUCAAAGUAAGAACUAAAUAUUCAGACAUUAGUCAAUGUGCUAGUAGGAACUAGAGGAAAAGAUUAAGGAGCAACAACAGCUGAACUGGAAACAGAGGAACAGAUUCAAGAAUCUCCCUCUCUUGGCUUUCAGGACAGAAACUGCAUUUCAUUCUGUGUUUGACUGAUUUGGGGAAAGGGAGGUAGGGUUUAAUUUUGUAACGUGUCAAAUAUAGGUGGAACACAAACUUGCACAUAACAGAGGUGAACAUACUAUUUUGUUUAGGCUUUUAAAAUGUAUUUGUUAUAUCAACAUAUUACAGAAAACUUUUGUUAUUUUUUGAAAAUAUGUUAAUGUUAUUAUGUCAGCAAGAAGCUAAUAACCCUUUUAGCACCUUUCCCACCUCAGAAAAAAAGAGAGGUUUGCUUUUAUGUCAUCUACUUAGGAAGACUAUUCCCUGAAAAUGGUUAAUGUGAGGCUUUAUAAUUGGCAUAUUUUAGAAAUGGAUACACUACAUUUCUGUUUAAACAACAAAAGGAGAAGUCACAGCAAAGGUAUUCUGUCCUAAGGUGAUGCUAUAUGAGGAAAAUGUAAUGUGUUCUAGGGGACUGGUCUGUAAUGGGGCAUACGACUUCCAUUUUUGCAGAGAAAGACGUGAAAUACACAGGGGGUUUUUUUAGUCAUUCAGAAUGAAAUGGUUCCACAUUAACCUCAAAACUCAUUUGAUGGAUUGUUCCAUACUAAGACAAGAAGUCUUGAUUCUUUCUACUGGCACCAGCGUACAAAGAAAUGGUAGGCAAUCAAAUAAAUUAAUAAGGAAAAAUAAAUAAUCAGAAUGACUACUGAGAAGUACUUACCUGGUUAUAAUGUUUAUCAACACUCCACACCUACUUUUUUUUUCCCCACACUUCUGAGCCUCGUGAAUGCUCAUGAAUGCCUCACUUCAGAUAUCUACUUUAUAUAAUAAAUGCAGCUUGCAUGGAGCUAAAGAAAAGAAGUGAGACAGUUUACUCCCCAGUGUCCAUUUUCCUUGUCACUGCUGUGUUGUAGACCGUCAUUUUUCUUCUCACCCAUACCUGAGAUAUUUCUCUGACUCAGUGUGUUAAAUACCUGUGCUAAACCAGGGUCAGUUGACAAAAUGUCUUUUUGUGUUCACUAAGAUAACUGUUUGUAUCUUGUCAAUUGCAACAAAAAGGUAACAAACCAGUUCCUUAUAGAGUAUAGAAACUUACUUCCCUAGAACUGUCUUUCUGUAAUUGUUUUGCUUGUGCACCAGAACAGAUCCUUUUCUUUUUCAUUCCUGUUCACUGCUUCCUUUUCUCCUUCUCAUACUUGAAGGAUUUAACUAGUUUCUAAUGGCAUCCAUUUAGUAGUUGUGCCAUACACUUGUAUUCAUUGAAUUACAUAGUAGACCUUUUUUGCUUAAAGGGUAAAACUACUAUUUUCUACCACAGCUGUCUGCCAGAGUUCUGAUGUAAAACCCUAUGGGGGUGGUAAGUUAUAGUCUACAUUUUAAAAAGAUCAGAAAUGAUUUCUUUACAUGAGUGGUUCCACUGUAGGUUUUUUCCACUUAAAGUGUAGUGCAACUAACAUUCUGAAACUGUAGGAAAAAUGUUUCUAGAAGAUGUCACUGCUACAGCUCUGUCAAGUUAAGACCUUUUCAUGUGAGCCUUUCCCAUUUCUCACUCACUUUGGGAUUUUAGUGCCAUUAGAGUCAUAGAAUCAUAGAAUGGUAGGGGUUGGAAGGGACCUUUAGAGAUCAUCUAGUCCAACCUCCCUGCAGAAGCAGGUCCACCUAGAUCAGGUUGCAUAGGAUCUCUGCCCAGAUUAGAUGCUCUUUCUGCCUACAUGUUCCUGUGUUAGUUCUUGUUGUGGGGAACAGUUCGUGUCCCUGCUUCUUCUUGUUGUGCAGGGAAAUUGCAUUUUGGAAUGGAGUUGAAGUAGUGACCAAGUGAAGAGAGGAAAUGGUUUUCAGUGUUGAUUUACUGAAGGUUUCCUGAGCUCCAGGUAGCAUUUGAAAUCUUGUAAAUGCACUUUGUGUCUCUGCUUUUCAGUUCUUACCAAAGUCAAUAGAGUGCUUGAAAUGAUUGUCUGUUGCUUCUUAUACACAAGCACUGUCACACAGGGAACUUUUUUAAGCUGUUGAUACCUAGUAAUAUGCACUUGGAGCCUGCCUUAUCUCCUAUGUGGGAUCACUGCC
Messenger RNA from Colius striatus (speckled mousebird), 4149 nucleotides. RefSeq lists its product as uncharacterized. NCBI's taxonomy places the organism in Eukaryota, Metazoa, Chordata, Aves, Coliiformes, Coliidae. Gene Ontology annotation, cellular component: precatalytic spliceosome. The record is from RefSeq and is a predicted model, not a curated record. Gene Ontology annotation, molecular function: zinc ion binding; double-stranded RNA binding; single-stranded RNA binding. The coding region runs from base 148 to 1986 and encodes 612 amino acids. The transcript has 16 exons.